Messenger RNA from Penicillium expansum, 939 nucleotides. RefSeq names its product SDR family oxidoreductase. The transcript is spliced from 2 exons. Gene Ontology annotation, biological process: fatty acid catabolic process. The record is from RefSeq and is a predicted model, not a curated record. Bases 1 to 939 code for a protein of 312 amino acids. Gene Ontology annotation, molecular function: 2,4-dienoyl-CoA reductase (NADPH) activity. Lineage: Eukaryota; Fungi; Ascomycota; Eurotiomycetes; Eurotiales; Aspergillaceae.
AUGACCUUUGAUCGGUCUGAUUAUCUCUCCAAUGUGUGGCAGGACGGAUUAUUCAAAGACCGGAUUGUAUUUUGCACAGGGGGAAACGGCAGCAUCUGCUCUGCCCAAGUACGUGCCCUCGUGUAUCUAGGCGCUGAUGCAUGUAUUGUGGGUCGCAAUAGUCAGAAAACGGAAACUGCCGCGGAGGACAUUGCCACGGCAAGGCCAAGUAGUAGAGUUCUGGGUAUCGGUAAUGUGGACGUGAGAAGGCCAGAAAGUUUACAGAGAGCAAUCGAUCGGUGUGUCGAAGAGCUUGGUGGGAUUGACUUCUUGAUUGCCGGUGCAGCAGGAAAUUUCCUAGCUCCCAUAUCACAGCUGUCUAUCAACGCUUUCAGGACAGUUAUUGAAAUCGACACGCUUGGUUCGUUUAACGUCACAAAACUUGCCUUACCACAUUUGAUGGCCGCGGCAAAGAAAAGAAAUUCUUCCUCCACAUCAACACCAGCCGGUCGCAUUAUAUAUAUUUCGGCCACCAUGCAUUAUACAGGUGCUCAGUUGCAAACCCAUGUCGCCGUUGCCAAAUCCGGUGUGGACGCUUUAGCUGCCAAUAUAGCGAUUGAAUACGGGCCGUAUGGCAUUACCUCAAAUGUCAUAUCUCCCGGUCCUGUCGAGGGGACCGAAGGGAUGACAAGACUAUCAGUGACUCCACAGUUUGCAAGUAAGCGGGUUCCGUUAGGACGAGCUGGGACGGUCAAGGACAUUGCAGAUGCCACGGUCUAUCUUUUUAGCCAUGCUGGAGACUAUGUGAACGGCGUUGUGUUGCCUGUCGAUGGCGGCGCAUGGCGGGUUGGUGGAGGUAACCCAGGGGGCGAGUUCGAAUAUCCAGAUUUUAUUCUCUCUGGGAAGUCAGUGAGGUUCGAAGCGGCUGGGAAGCAAUCAAGCGGACUGUUAAAACUCUAG